UGAGCUAUUCUUUAAAUGUUCUCCUUGAUCAUUGACAGGAAUCUGCCCAUCGCUAUAGCCGUCUCCAUGCCAAUCGUGACCAUCAUCUACCUGCUGACCAAUGUGGCGUACUACGCAGUUCUGGACAUGCCUUCUUUCAUGGGUAGUGAUGCAGUGGCUGUAACAUUUGGAAAUCAAGUGCUUGGGCCUAUAAAUUGGAUCGUCCCAAUUGCCGUGGCCAUGUCUUGCUAUGGAGGACUCAACGCUUCCAUCAUUGCCGCCUCCAGGUUGUUUUUUGUUGGGGCGAGAGAAGGCCACCUUCCCAUCAGCUUAAGUCUGAUCCACACUGAGCGGUACACUCCUGUACCAGCACUCCUUUUCAAUUGUGUGAUGGGUCUGGUCUUCCUGUGUGUGGAAGACGUGUUUCAACUCAUCAACUACUUCAGCUUCAGUUACUGGCUGUUUGUGGGUCUGUCUGUGGCCGGACUCAUUUACCUACGCAUCACACAGCCUGACAGACACAGACCCGUCAAGCUCAGCUUGUUUUUCCCAUUCGUCUACUGCCUGUGCAGCGUGUUCCUGGUGAUCGUUCCCCUGUACAGCGACACCAUCAACUCUCUCAUAGGAAUCGCCAUCGCACUGUCCGGAGUGCCUGUUUAUUACCUGUGCGUCUACCUGCCCAAAGAGAAAAGGCCGAAAUGGAUCGGGAAACUAAAUGGUAAGGGAUAAUCGUGUUACAUAUUCAACU
This is a messenger RNA of Danio rerio (zebrafish), 727 nucleotides long. The record is from RefSeq and is a predicted model, not a curated record. NCBI's taxonomy places the organism in Eukaryota, Metazoa, Chordata, Actinopteri, Cypriniformes, Danionidae.